AUGUUGCCUGUCCCUGAGCUUGAUCCAGAAGAGGAAGAGAAUACUAUCGCUGGUUUAGGAUUUUUAAAUGAAUGUCUUUGCAUGACUCAUUUGAAACAUGAUAGGUGUCUUGAGAUAUUCGUCAUGAAGGAAUAUGGAAUAAAGGAAUCAUGGAAAUCCUUAUUUUUGGUAAAGAAUUUAGAAAUAUAUCGUUAUGGGUUUGUAGCGCCUUUUUCCGUGAUAGAGAAUGGAGAAUUUGCUUUGAUAAUAGAUCAAAUUGAAAGUAAAGUUGUUAUAUACAAUCCAAAGAAUGAUAAUAUGCAAGACAUCGUGGUCGCAGAUGUGGAUAGAUCUACCAUUAUGUAUGUGGAAAGCUUGAUAUCGCCCAAGGGAUACUACUGGUGUGAGAAGCGGCACCAAAAGUACUUUGGAAGAAGAAAGCCAGAUUAUUUUUGGAAUUAG
Molecule: messenger RNA, 441 nt
Organism: Lycium ferocissimum
Lineage: Eukaryota; Viridiplantae; Streptophyta; Magnoliopsida; Solanales; Solanaceae
Exons: 1
Coding region: 1-441 (146 amino acids)
Source: RefSeq, a predicted model, not a curated record